AUGGAUGCAGAAAAACAUCGUCUUCGAAUCUUGCAAAAUCUGGCAUCACUUCCUGGAUCUCGAGAUCGAAUUGGUGGACCUGUGCUAAUAAUUAACGUUUUUCGUAACGACUUAAACGAUAAAGACAAAAACAACGGUAAUAAUGCAGUUGCUUAUGAGAAUAUUGUUUCCCUUCUUGGUUAUUUUGCACAAAUACCCGAAGAUCAGGCUCGAUCACACGGAUUUACCGUCUUAAUUGACGGACGACGAGCCCCACUCAAGUAUCUUCGUCGAGCACUCCGAGCAUGUCAGCAAGCUCUCUAUCGACAAAUACGUCAAGUGGUUAUUGUGCAACCAGAACGAUUUUUGGAACAACAAAAGCUUAACUUUGAUCUCAUAAAAGAAGCUUACGAGUUUAAGACCUCACUUACAUCAGUUCAUAAACUAUCAAAAUAUAUUGAUGUUGCUCAAUUACCCGAAAAUUUAGGUGGUACUUUUCGCUACGAUCCCCAUAUAUGGUAUGGUUUAAGAGAGAGGUAUGAAAAUUUUAUUGUAAAAGCGAAUAACUGGUUACAAACCACUAAAAGGCAUGAAAAAGCGAGUCUGAACGAAUCGGCCGACAGUUUUGACUCCAAAAAAACUAUUAUCGCCACUGAUGAACUUUAUAGAAUGGGUAACGACCUGUUAGAUGACCUUCUACCGGUCAGUGCUACGUCGUUGAAAUCCGGAAAUGCCGAUUGGAAUGAUGCUGCAAAAAAAAUUGAAGCACUUUUGAAGGAAAUAAGGGAAUUAGAAGAUGCAUCUGUUCAUGACAACAAAAAAGUGCAAAAAACUUCAGCUUUAUCAACAAAAUUUAUGGAAGAUUUUGAACAAUCUGUCAACAAUUUAGUCUCCUGGAUAUGUGGAGCUGGAGAAAAAUGGCUUUUAACAUUACAUGAAAUCGGUGAUUCAGCAGAUGAUGCCAGGCAACUGGUUAAAGAUCAUAUUGAGCUUGAAAACAAAUCGAAGGAUAUGAUGGAACAGGUUAACGACCUAAACGAUAUGGCCGAUAAAUUGUUAGCUGAAUUUCCAGAAAAUUCUGGUUCCAUUGAAAGUAAUAAGGAACAGUUAAACAGAAUUUCAAAGGCAUUUUGUUCAAGGAUUGAAAGGCAAAAACGAGUGUCAUUACAAUCUGUGCUCUUUCACGAAAAGCUGAAUGAGGUUAGUCUGUUUAAGAUUUUUCUGUAUAGUGUUGCUUCGCUGAUGUUAAGUUCAGAAAGAAUCUAUCACGAAGUGAUUGAAAUGGGAGUCUCCUUCAUCGACGAACUUUAUGUAGAUGAAUCCAAUUCUGUGGGCCGUUCCAUUACACGUGACUACUCUGCAGCCAUCGUACAUAUCAGAGAAAAAAUGGAUGAAACACGAGAUCGAAGAAGAAGAUGCGAAGAUCUAUUAGACGUAAGACGGCUAAAACUGCAGCAACUUCUUCAACUGUAUACAUGUGAAAAAGACGGUGAUCAGGCUACAAAUUGGAUUGAAGAACUGCAUGAAACUUUGGUAAACGAUUAUGACGAAAUUGGAUGUAGCAAAAUGGAACUAGCGAUUCUUCGCGAAGACAGAAUGAGACUUGAAGAGACAGCAAGAAGCACUUACGAAUAUGGGAAACAACUCUGUCAGGUCGCAUUGGUACUACGGCGUUCAUUGCGCAUGGAAGUGCAACCCCAAUUGGCUCUUAAUCAAAGACUCGAAAAUGCUUGGGGAAGAUUCUGUAGAGCUGUAAGCGAGUCGGAAGCAAAUCUGAACAUUACACUAGCAUUCCAUUCAACAGUCAAUGAGGUCAACCUUAGGCUCGAUGAUCUCCACAGCAAAGUAAGCUCCUACCAAGCCAAUAGAAAUAAAAACAGCUCACUGAUCUACUCAAUAAACCUUGAAAAGAAACGUUUGGCGGGGGAUAUACGCGAACUGAAGCAUAUAGCUGAAAUGCUAAUAAAGCAAAUUGAAUCAAAAAGCGACAGGUUUUAUUUUAGCUGUUCACACUUCUUUUAA
Enterobius vermicularis (human pinworm) is the source of this 2001-nucleotide messenger RNA. Lineage: Eukaryota; Metazoa; Nematoda; Chromadorea; Rhabditida; Oxyuridae. The record is from the annotation of a GenBank genome assembly.